GACAACCAAACGUAGCCACGAAGCCAACAAUCCUUCCCACCUACUAAACAAAAUAACAAUCCCCACCCCCGCCCAAAAAUAUAGAAAAAAAGGUCGUUCUUAAGGGCACUUGCUUGCUCCAGUUGUUCCACAUUAAUUUUCGAUACCGAUAUUAGCACGCACUGUUCGAAUUCUGUACCGUCAGAUCCGAUAAGACUCGAUCUCCACCGUUCGUUCCGGCCUUCGGGAGGACGAAGUUCCGUCCAAGAGGGGACCUCACGAAACAAGAACCAUUCUCCAUUCCCCGUUCCUAACAAUAAAACAGAACGAAAGCUGGGGGAAGAGCUGAUAAGUUCUCCAGACUCCAACCGAACUAGCUUCGUCUUUCCGAUCACGGUCGUCUUUGUUUGUUGCCGGGGAAUCAACUCAGGGGCGGGAACUUCAUCUCCCGGAGGAGUUCGUUUGAUCCCGUCAGUUAUAGUAAGUUAACUAACUGAUGGACCAAGAUGAUGGUUCUUCCUCUGCAACUUCAUGGCCGCUGCAGCUCUUCUCGAAGAUGUCCCUUCCUCCUAGCCUCGGUGGGUCACCGUACCCGUGGCUCCGGGAACUGAAGUCCGAGGAGAGGGGCCUCUACCUCAUCCACCUGCUGCUUGCUUGCGCUAAUUACGUCUCCUCGGGCAGCCUCUCCAAUGCGAAUGUUGCGCUCGACCAGAUAUCCCAGCUCUCAUCCAUGAACGGGGACACGAUGCAGAGGAUUGCCGCCUACUUCGCCGAGGCUCUCGCGGACCGGAUCAUUAAGUCCUGGCCUGGUCUCCACAGGGCACUGAAUUCCACCAGAGUUUCAAUACUGUCCGAUGAAAUGCUGGUUAAGAAGCUGUUCUUCGAGAUGUUUCCGUUCCUGAAGGCGGGCUUCGUGCUCGCGAACCAGGCGAUCAUCGAAGCCAUGGAAGGGGAGAAGAUGGUCCAUGUGAUCGAUCUUUGCGGGUCCGAGCCCUCGCAGUGGAUCCCGCUUCUUCAGGCCUUGAGUGCUCGAUCCGGAGGCCCGCCCCAUCUGAGGAUCACGGGGAUUCAUCCGGAGAAGCCGGUAUUGGAUGGAAUGGCCAAGAGGCUCGCAGAGGAAGCGGAGAAGUUAGACAUUCCUUUCCAGUUCAAUCCUGUCGUCAGCACAUUAGACAGCCUCGAUUUCGACACACUUCGUGUUAAGACCGGCGAGGCUUUAGCGAUCAGCUCGUUCCUCCAGUUUCAUACUCUCUUGGCCUCUGAUGACGAAUCUACCCGGAAAAGAAGCCUUUUCGGAUCGAAUGGGAUCCACUUGCAGAAGUUAUUGCAAAUGAACCGAAGUUCAUCGGGCGGGUUGCUUGAGAAGGACCCGGCUAAUGGUUAUAGCGGGAGUCCCGACUCUACGUCUUCGCCGCCACUUACCGCGAGCUGCCACAGUAAGAUCGAGAGUUUCUUAAGCAACCUGCGGGGUCUCUCCCCGAAGCUCGUGGUGGUAGUAAUGGAACAGGACUCGAACCACAACGGGCUGCCCUUAAUGGAGAGGCUAACCGAAGCUCUAUACUCUUACGCUGCAAUGUUCGAUUGCCUCGAGUCCACAGUGCCGAGAACUUCCGUGGAGAGGCUGAAGUUAGAGAAGAUGAUGUUCGGAGAAGAGAUAAAGAACAUCAUAGCAUGCGAGGGAGCAGAGAGGAAGGAGAGGCACGAGAGGCUCGAGAAGUGGGCCUGGAGGCUCGAUACGGGCGGGUUCAAGAACGUGCCAUUGAGCUAUCUCAGUUUGUUGCAGGCCAGGAUGUUGUUGCAGGUAUAUAACUGCGACUCGUAUCGGAUCAAGGAAGAGAACGGGUGCGCCGUGAUCUAUUGGCAGGAUCGUUCGCUCUUCUCGGUAUCCGCUUGGACGAGCAGGAAGUAGGAAAAAAACACUGUCAUGGAGACCAUUAAUUCGUUUCGAUUCUUUUUACAUAUAAUCGAACCGAUUGGAUCUAAUUUAUAUUUCCAUCACGGGUACUCGAUGUAUAACGAACUCUUCUAAUCGAUCAUUUCGACUGUACUUAGUACUUGUACUCACUAAUGACUACAUUUUCAUUUUUCUGAA
Punica granatum (pomegranate) is the source of this 2071-nucleotide messenger RNA. NCBI's taxonomy places the organism in Eukaryota, Viridiplantae, Streptophyta, Magnoliopsida, Myrtales, Lythraceae. The record is from RefSeq and is a predicted model, not a curated record.